GUUUUAGAUUUUAGAUGGGAGCAUUAUUAGACUGUUUAGUCAAUGCAUUUCAAUUGCUUUUGGGGCAAUGUAAAGUUUAAAAGUGAAUCAUAUUCUCGACCCAGAUGAUAGUAUGAUCACAUUAUCUUGUGCAUGAUGAUACACAUUUUGGGAGUCGGCAAUCAUUGGGGAAUUCUUUCAUUUAUUUUGUUGUUUACGCUGAUUAAUUAUCAACCCGUUUGACGCUAGAUACGAAAUUGUAAACACCCAAACGGAUCAGAUAAGGCGUUUCCAUCGGAAAUGAACUGAUAAAUUCAUAGCCCAUCUAGUACAAUAAAAGUAGAGCCGACAUCAAAGCUGCGAGGCAUUCCAUUCAAUUCUCCAGACAUACAAUUUUGAAUACACAGAUCACAGAUGAAGAGCAGUAAGUCGUAUGGGUCGCACUUCGAUUUCGGAUUACAUUCCAUUCAAAUAUCAGGGAUAGAGAGAAAGAUUCCUUAUCGAAAACUUGUCUACGUUUCAGAACUGCAACAACUGAUCAUAGUCCUACUGCUGCAUUUGGUAACUAUUAAAGCCACUUCUCGAAGCGACCUCUUGCCCAUCGAAAGGCUGUGCCGCAAUGCGCUGGUGUGGACUCUAUUGCCGGAUGAACAACAUUGUGACAGAUUCUAUGUGUGCACGGGUAGAAAGGACCACAACAGAAGCUAUCAGGAAUUAAGAUGUGAAGCGGGUUACCACUUUAGCAGCUAUGAGCAACGCUGCAUAAGGGGCGCAUGUUCCCAACCUGUCACCAGAACCUGCAAUGCAACCGGCCUCAACAACGUGCAACGCCUGCUGGGCGAUUGUACGCGCUUUGAGCGUUGCUCGAAUCGCGGAGAGCUCGCCCUUGUCAAGUGCCCGUACGGACACUACUUUGACGCCGAGCGACACGCCUGCCUGCCGGUGGCCAUAACGCCGUCUCAUCAGUGCAGCUGCAUACUGCCGGAGCAUGCUCCGCUGGCCAAUCUGGAGGACUGUCGCAGCUACUAUCGCUGUACAGAGGGCCAGGCCGUGCUGCAGCAGUGUCCGCAGGGUUACUAUUAUGAGCUUAGCGUGAAUAGCUGCCUGCUGGAUACGAGGGGUGUAUGCAAGCCCGAAGAACCAGCGCCUCUGCUGGGCGAGACAUUGCAGGAGUGUGACAGGGAAGGUAGCCGAUUGGUGCCGCACACUCAGGACUGCAGUCGGUAUUUUGUGUGCAUCGGCAGCCGGGCCAUCGAAUUGAGUUGCCCCAAAGGCCAGUAUUUCGAUCUGGUAUCGCGCUAUUGUACAAUUGAUAAAAAUUUCCAGUGCCUCAAGCAAAGCACUGGCACGGAACCUAUGACAACUGCUUCACCUGCCACGACAAAGGAAGUCAACAGCAGCAAGCCGGCACAGAAGUUGAAUAGCAAUAAGCCAGCAUUUGAUGUGAUCGGCAACAAGUUGUCAUCAAAAUUUCUGUUAGUUUAAAACUACGUGGCGAUAUCUUACUUGGACUGAAGUGCCCGAAAACCAAUCAAACCGAAGCCCGAACUGAAAUGUUUUGGUCAAGAAUAAAACACUUUUGAAGAAGGUCUCAGCCCCAAAGCAUAAAUAACCUGGUUGAUGCCAUUUUUGGGUAGAGAUCAAAUUUAGACUUUUUAGUUAAACGGACA
Molecule: messenger RNA, 1649 nt
Organism: Drosophila novamexicana
Lineage: Eukaryota; Metazoa; Arthropoda; Insecta; Diptera; Drosophilidae
Product: peritrophin-48
Exons: 2
Coding region: 394-1464 (356 amino acids)
Cellular component (GO): extracellular region
Molecular function (GO): chitin binding
Source: RefSeq, a predicted model, not a curated record